Messenger RNA from Symbiodinium natans, 600 nucleotides. NCBI's taxonomy places the organism in Eukaryota, Dinophyceae, Suessiales, Symbiodiniaceae. The record is from the annotation of a GenBank genome assembly.
AUGGCCGGUGGCAUCACGCCGGCAAAGGAUGUGGCUGAGGUCAUCUCCACUUUACUGUCCCUGGUGGAGGAGGAGGCGGCGGCGGGCAACCCGAAUGGCCUUUUCUAUGCGCUGUACACCCAGGUUGCGGAUCUUCUGUUCACGCUCGUGAACGAUUGGCAAGGCGAUGCUUACGCCGUAAUCAUCGCCUUGCCAAUCUUUCACGAGCGUGAACAGAAGAGCUACUCUCACGGAACUGCUGCUCGUUUGCUGCAGUUUUCUGUGCAACAUCGGGUGUCGAUCCUUGGAAGAGCAUGUGCUCUCGUGGAAAGGGACAAGACAUUGGAGAAUUUCCUGCUCCGGGAGGGUGGGGGUCUAGGGAAUUUGGCUUUAUGGGUCACCUGGGUGACCUUGGGGUACUGGCGGCCGAUCCCAUACACCACAAUCGAACAUGGGACCACCUUCCACUCCAACUACACACCAUUCACAAUACACAGCACCAUAAUGGACACCUACCAACCACCCAACGACCCCUACCUGCACCUGUCAACAGCAGGCCAGCAGACAAGUCGCUUCCACAGGCAGCUGUGGAUUACAAGUUAUGGGGAUGUCGACGAUUAG